AACCUUUCGCGAUGAACUUCUUGGGGAUUCACACUGUACGUCUGAGAUUUACGAUAAAAUUUGUUGUUGCUUCACUUCCACAACCAAUUCAAAAUCGAAUUCUGUGAUAAACUCUAUUAGUGAUAAUAAACAUGAGAUAUUUUCUCAUUAGUCUUUUUUAUAUUUUAUCCGUGGUAAAUGCAGGUUCCUGGCCAUCUAUAUGCCCAGAAAUCAUAUCAAGGGCAAGAUGGGGUGCCCGAAUGGCAACAGAAGUUGAGUAUGCCCUUGUGCCAAUACAAUACGUAAUAGUACAUCAUACUGUCACCAAUAAUUGCGAAACGGAAAAAAGUUGUUCAGAGUUACUUAGAAAUAUUCAGAAUUUUCACUUGGAGGAAAUGGAGUUCCAUGAUAUUGGUUACAAUUUUAUGGUGGGUGGUGAUGGUAAAAUUUACGAAGGUGCUGGAUGGCACAAAGUUGGAGCCCAUACGAGAAAAUACAAUAGAAAAUCAUUAGGAUUAGCUUUCAUAGGAAAUUUCACAGAUGAUGUUCCUUUUGAGAAACAACUAAAAGCUGCCAAAGAUUUCUUAGAAUGUGGUGUGGAGUUGGGAGAACUCGAUGAAAAUUACAAGCUUCUCGGGGCUAGGCAAGUAAGUGAAACAGCAAGCCCUGGACUCAGAUUGUAUCGCAAAUUGAAAGAGUGGACCCAUUGGACUGCUACACCUUAGCUUUAAGUCAUCAUUUUUUGUACAUUUUAUAGCUGAAUGAAUUAAAAUAAGGAGAAUAUGA
Molecule: messenger RNA, 765 nt
Organism: Coccinella septempunctata (seven-spotted ladybird)
Lineage: Eukaryota; Metazoa; Arthropoda; Insecta; Coleoptera; Coccinellidae
Product: peptidoglycan-recognition protein 2-like
Exons: 4
Coding region: 132-704 (190 amino acids)
Biological process (GO): peptidoglycan catabolic process; innate immune response
Molecular function (GO): N-acetylmuramoyl-L-alanine amidase activity; peptidoglycan binding; zinc ion binding
Source: RefSeq, a predicted model, not a curated record